UAUAGCACAAUAAAGACAUACAAACAUAAAACAAUUAGCAGAGUUGUGUACAAAAACUUUACUAAUGAUAAAAAUGGAAUUUGUGUACUGACCUAAUAAAGGCGUUGUAGCCGAAACGGCCAUAAAAUUGAUUAUUGCGGCGCAUGCCGAAAAGGGAGGAUUCAACAGCAAGACGAGUGUAAAAAAGAGAAAAAAACAAUUUGAAGCAUUUGCGUUGCGGUGCAGAAAAAUAACUAGCAGCAACAACAACAACAACAAGGCUAAUUGCAAUUUGGGUGCAUUACUAACGGGAGUUGCUUAGUGCAUAAGAGAAAAAUCAACAACAACAACAACAUGGCCGAUCCCGAGAGGCAAAGUUUGAUCAACGCGGACGCACCGACCUCCUAUGCAUCCUUUCCAGAUGAUGGCGCCGAAAAUCCUGGCAGCAGCACUGUGGCCAACAACGAAGAUGGUGGCACCGCACAAUCGGUGCCAUUUAUUGGACCCGAUGAGCUGCCUCCGCCGUAUCAGAGCAGCGGCACCGGCGGCGUGCCAAUGGUGACAUGUCGCGUCUGUCAGAACAUGAUUGACAUAACCACCAAACGUGAGCAACAUGUGGUCAAAUGCACCCACUGUAACGAGGCAACUCCCAUACGGAAUGCACCACCCGGUAAGAAGUACGUGCGCUGUCCUUGCAAUUGUCUCUUAAUCUGCAAGAGCUCCUCGCAGCGCAUCGCUUGUCCACGACCCAAUUGCAAGCGCAUCAUCAAUCUGGCUCCCAGCCCAGUGACACCGCCUGUGCCCACCAUGCCGGGCAUGUGCCGCGUCACUUGUGGCCACUGCUCGGACACAUUUUUGUUUAACACCUACCACAACGCCCUGGCUCGCUGUCCACACUGCAGGAGAGUGUCCUCGGUGGGAGCACGAUUCGCUAACAGUCGCGCCAUUCUGUUUGGCAUUGUCGCAUUGCUCUUCCUUCUUGGCAGCAUUGGCCUGACCGUGGGCACCAUCUCAUACGCAUACGAUCACGGCGGCAUGUAUAUUCUAUAUAUUGCACUAUUUGGCAUUGCGACUGCCAUGUUAGCGCGAUCCGUUUAUUAUUUCCGGCUUAAAGUGAGCGCCAUCGACGGGCCCAUGUAAGAUUCGCGGUGUGUCGGUUAAUAUGCAAAGGCAUUGUUUUAUUUUUAUAAAUAUAUAUAUACAUAUAUAUAUAUAUAUAUAUCAUUCCUUUUGAUAUUAAACGAAACCCGUAAAUCGUAUAACAAACUAAACAGCAAACAGAACACAAAAUUGCAAACCUUUUUUCAGGCAAUUCUCACCUCAUUUUCAUCUGCAGAGCCCUCAGCUCCUUUUCUCAAGUAUAUUAAAGCAAACAGUUUAAAAUGUAGUUUUGUCGCGCAUCCAAAAACGAGUUAUUCGUCUUGUAUUCAAACAAAACUUAGCUAAAUCGUACCCCAUUUCAAUGCAUAUUUAAGACUUUAAGCCAAGCGCAUAAAAAACUAAUUAAACGCAAAUUAAUUCAUAGUUCUUUAAGGAGCAAAUGCAAAAUAACAGAAAAUUAGUAUAAAUAAUAGCAGAUGCUUAUAAAGGCAAACAUUAAAAGUGCUAAAAUGGAAACUAAAAACUGUAGUCAGUUGUUAGACCAAGUGACCGACAGACAGACGGACAGGCAGACCACAUUUAUAGCAUAUAUAUAAUAUCUAUAAAACAAAUUUUUUAUAAAUAAAUAAGCUCUAUUUUUCAUAUACUUCUGUUUUUUUUUUAUAUACAAUCGUUUGUGUUCUUGAUAUGUAAAAAUCUGUUUUCUGUUUGUGUUUGUCUCUCAUUGUUUUCGGUAUUUAUUCUCUAUAAAGAAUGCGCAUAGAUUUGAUUGUUUUAACUUUGCCUUUUUCAACAUAUUUGUACUAAGAAUUUAAUAAUGCACGUUUCUCAAUUAACGAACAACAGGAAGUAGUGGAAAGUUUUUUAAUUGGGGCAUUAGUUAUAAUCGAAAGCGAAUUCUAAUAGUGCUAAUGAAUUGCAUAUAUAUACACAUAUACAUACAUACGAUUAACUAAAUAUUGAACAACAAAAGUAAAGCUCAUGCAACAACAAUUUAGACAGCAACAAAAAAAAACAAGAGAAUGAAAGCGGUCGAAAACAUCGUAUAAAUUA
This is a messenger RNA of Drosophila innubila, 2133 nucleotides long. Its product is annotated as type 1 phosphatidylinositol 4,5-bisphosphate 4-phosphatase. The transcript has 6 exons. The record is from RefSeq and is a predicted model, not a curated record. Gene Ontology annotation, cellular component: plasma membrane; late endosome membrane; lysosomal membrane. The coding region runs from base 334 to 1119 and encodes 261 amino acids. Gene Ontology annotation, biological process: phosphatidylinositol dephosphorylation. Gene Ontology annotation, molecular function: phosphatidylinositol-4,5-bisphosphate 4-phosphatase activity. Lineage: Eukaryota; Metazoa; Arthropoda; Insecta; Diptera; Drosophilidae.